Molecule: messenger RNA, 13197 nt
Organism: Podarcis lilfordi (Lilford's wall lizard)
Lineage: Eukaryota; Metazoa; Chordata; Lepidosauria; Squamata; Lacertidae
Source: the annotation of a GenBank genome assembly
GGGAGGCAGAAGAGAGAUGAGAUGUACAGGCCAAAGGAUGGUCCAGACUUGGAGAUUGAAAAUUCCAGUGGGUUUACAGAAUGCUCUGGGAGAUUUUGCUUACGCCUAUAGAGGCUGUGCUAAUACUGGACCAGUGUCUGGAGGCACUGAUGAGCUGGAUAAGGUUGAAAAAAAUGAAGCUGAAUCCUGAUAAGAGCACGAUGCUGUGGAUAGGAGGUUCCCAGGUCUGGGAAUUAGGGAGACAGCCUGUUCUGGAGGCAUUGCACUCCCCGUGCAGGAGCACAUAUGCAGCUUGGCCGCACCCCAAUUCUGUGCAGUGACUGGCAACCCAAGUGGCUUCAGUGAAGAGGAGUGUUUAUCCCCAACUCUGGUUGGUUCCCCCGCUACAGCCAUCUGUGGACUGGGAGAGCCUGGAACCCGUGAUCUACACUCUCAGCUGGACUACUGUAAUGGCUGCCACAUGGGGCUGCCCUCCAAGAUAGUCCAGAGGCUGCAGCUAGCAUAGAAUGCCACAGCCAGGUUGCUACAUGGGAUAGCAAAGAGGUAAAUAGGUAAAGGUAAAGGACCCCUGGACGGAUAAAUCCAGUCAAAGGUGACUAUGGGGUUGCGGCGCUCAUCUCGCUCUCAGGCCAAGAGAACCAGCGUUUGUCGACAGACAGCUUUCCAGGUCUCGUGGCCAGCAGGAGUAAACUGCUUCUGGCGCAACAGAGCACCGUGAUGGAAACCAAAGCACAGGGAAAUGCCGUUUACCUUUCCGCCACAGCGGUACCUAUUUAUCUACUUGCACUGGUAUGCUUUCGAACUGCUAGGUUGGCAGGAGCUGGGACAGAACAACGGGAGCUCACCACCAUCGCAGGGAUUCAAACCACCGACCUUCUGAUCGGCAAGCCCAAGAGGCUCAGUGGUUUAGACCACAGCGCCACCCACGUCGCUAUUGAUAGCAAAUAGAGAUCCCAUUACACUGUUUCUUAGAGCUCACAGCACUGGCUGCCUAGGCUCAAUUCAAAGUCUUGGUGCAGAAUGUCAUAUAUUAUCUGCAGUCUAAGCACAGGUACUCCUUCAAGUACUUUUGAAGACAUUAAAGCAUGGGCCAGAGCAUGUUCUUGGUACCAUCAGUGGAAAAUCCUGUAGGACAAUGGCACAAGGAAGGAACUUCUCAGUGGCUGCCCCCAGACUAUGGAAUUUGCUCCGAACUGAAAUUGACCACCACCACCGCCUUUGGUCAUUAGCUGCAGACAUUUUAACAGGUAAGAGCUUAUUAUCUGCUGCCUUGUGUUUUAAAUGUUGCCAUUGAUCUGUUUUAAUUAAAGUUGUACAGUGGUACCUCGGGUUACAUACGCUUCAGGUUACAGACUCCGCUAACCCAGAAAUAGUACCUUGGGUUAAGAACUUUGCUUCAGGAUGAGAACAGAAAUCGUGCUCUGACGGCGCGGCAGCAGCAGGAGGCCCCAUUAGCUAAAGUGGUGCUUCAGGUUAUUUGGCUUUAGCAGAAAUGUUAAAAAGAACUAUGUAAGAAUAUGUUAUGGUUAUGAGAAAUUGGUAUAAAUAAGAUUUAAGUUUUAAGUUUUGGGGUUUUUUAUGGUAAGAUAAGGUUAAAAUAGAUUAAGGUAAUUUAAUGACAGAAUAUUAUGAAAAAUGGAAAGGAUUUGCUGUGACAAUCAACAACUAGAAUACAAAAAAGGGAGGUGUGAGGAGGUUGAUGAAAUAAGGUAAUGACAGUUAAGGAUUUGGGAAUAUUGGAUCUGUUUUUAAAUUUUUGUGGUUUAUUUUUGCUUUCUGAUUUUGAUGUGCUAUGUGUUUUGUUUUUGCUUUUUGCUUUUGACUUUUAUUGAUCUGUAUUGUUUAAUUGCUAUUUGUUUCUUUCUUGUUUUUUUCUUCUUUUUCUCUUUGUUUUUUUUUUGUAAUUUUAAAAUUCUCAAUAAACAUCAUUUAAAAAAAAAAAAAACAGUUUCAGGUUAAGAACGGACCUCCGGAACAGAUUAAGUACUUAACCCGAGGUACCACUGUAUACUAUUUGUAUUGCAUAUUAAGAUUGUUGGUAGCUGCCCCGGGCUGUAGCAGGAGGGAGUGUGGGGUAUGGGAACAAUUAAUAAACCUACAAAUGGCAUGUAAAUGAGCUCACAGGGGUGCUUGACCCUCAACCACUUCCCUUCUCAGAAUUGCUCCCCAUAAUAUUUACCCUUCCCAAAGGCACAUCUGGGUCACCAUGAAGAAAGGGAGCAGUUAAAACGACAUGAAAAGCUCCUUUAGGGAGGGGACCCUUUUGAGUGGAAAAGUCCCAGGUAAGGCUGUACCACUAGCUGUUUUUUCCAUUCCAAAUCUGCCCCACUCAAAUUGCUCCCUUUCCAGAAUUGGUGGUGAGCAAUUCUGAGCAGGGAAGUGGUUGAGGGUCAAGUCUUUCUUCCACCCCUCCUCCUCCUCCUCUUCCUCCAUUCGAAACCAUAUAUUCCCAAGUCCACUUCUUUUAAAAAUAAAUAAAUGGUGGAGCUCCUUAAAUAGAUACAAGGUGUAGUUUGCCCUUUAUACUUGCAGAGAAGUCAAAAUUGCCUAUUUCUAGAAGGAGAGGGAAGAAGACAUUGGCCUACUUAUCAGCAGUCUGGCACUCUCCAUGGACCUUUCACCUUUGCAAAAAAAGCCAAUCCAUUCUGCUGGCAAAAAAGAUGUUUUUUCCGCCCACCAGAAUCACCCCCAGCCUCUCCCUCUCUCUCCCCCCCCCCCCAGCUAUGCAGGGAGGAACUGACAAGUCCAUUUGUGUAGCUUGGGAAAUAAAUCUGCCCACUUCCCAUAAAGGGAUGGGGAUAGGUGUGGUGUAGUAAAAAAAGGAACAGCCCUUUCCCUAAGACGAAGGGGCAAAGUGGUAUAAGGGGCCUGACUUGGAAUCAGCAGAUCUGGUGAGAGAGGACGGGAGCAAGGGAGCAGACAGGGGUUCGUGCUUGAGCUCUGAAUCAUCGGAAUGUAUAAAGCAAGUGCGGGAAAAGUCGGGGAGCCUUGACACGGAGCAAUCUGCCUGAGAAGCAGCUUGGCAGGUAAGUGCUUGCUGAUCCUAAAAGGGCGAAAGGGAGACGGAAUAGGAGCCAGUUCAGCACAGAGAAACCAAGUUAAGUGUUUUUUGCAAUAGAGGGCAAGAUGGCAAGCGGGGGUUAUUGGGCUUAGCCACUAUACCAGCGUCUCAUUAAAGGGGGGAAAUUCUGCACAUGCCGUUUCUUCUCCCACUGGGGUUUCUGUGCCUCAGCUUUUAAAAGACCAGAAGACACCCCCCCCCCUUUGAGUAAACAAGUGAGAACUGAGCUCCCUGAUACCUUCCAAGCAAAGAGUAAGUAAAAAAUUGUGCAUCUAGGUAAAAGAGGUGUGCGUUUUUCUUAGGGUUACAAUGUGAUAGGGGAAAAAACAUCAGACUGUAGGGUAAUGGGUGUAGCCAGGAUUUAUUUUAAUGGAGCAGGCUUUAUGUGGGAGGGGGCAGAACCGAGUUAUCUGCCACGCAGUUGGUCAGUUAAGUAUUUCUAUUUACAGUGGUACCUCUGGUUACGUACUUAAUUUGUUCUGGAGGUCCGUACUUAACCUGAGACUGUUCUUAACCUGAAGCACCACUUUAGCUAAUGGGGCCUCUCGCUGCCGCCACACAAUUUCUGUUCUCAUCCUGAAGCAAAGUUCUUAACCCGAGGUAAUAUUUCUGGGUUAGCAGAGUCUGUAACCUGAAGCGUAUGUAACCCAAGGUACCACUGUAUUUACCUUGAUGGGGGGAGAGCUGCCGUUCCCUACACCCCUUGGCUAAUAAUGACAAUAAAGAUAUUAUUAUUAUUAUUAUUAUUAAGCCCAUGUUUAGGGUUGCAGUGGUCUGGCGUAAGGAUGCAAACUGAUGCCAGGGGGCACCGCCUACCUUCGUGCCACUGUUGUCUCAUCCAGCAGUGCUACGAAAGAACAUUUGCAUGGUGAUGCCUAGCAGCCAGGGCACAGGAGGCCGAUAUGAAUGUUUGUAGCCUUAGGCCGUGUGGUCUACUACUCUCACUGUCCCCCAAAGCAGUGUUUACCAUAUCUAGACACAGGCAAACUCAGCCCUCCAGAUGUUUUGGGACUACAACUCCCAUGAUUCCUAGCUAACAGGACCAGUGAUCAGGGAUGAAGGGAAACAUCUGGAGGGCCGAGUUUGCCUAUGCCUGACCAAAUCCUUAACUUCACAGCAAUCCAUUGAGGUAGGACUCAUUAUGUGGAAUUACCAAAAUAGCUGUCUGCAGCCAGCCCAGUGAACCUGAGAACUGCACCCAACUGAGUUUCCAACACACUUGCCUCAGUGUUCUCUUGUCAGUUCAGCUUCUUGUGAUAUAUAGAUGAUGAUGAUUAUUAUUAUUAGGGUAAUGGAGAUUUCUUUUGUGAACAUGGAUAUUAGGCAGUUUCCAGUUGGGCAGCCAUGCUAGUCUUGUUCACUGCAUAUUGUGGCCCCUUGAAGGCCCACAUAAGAUGCCAUACGCUUUUGUGGACUUGUAUGAAGUUAAUACAGUGGUACCUCGGGUUACAGGCGCUUCAGGUUACAGACUCCACUAACCCAGAAAUUGUACCUCAGGUUAAGAACUUUGCUUCAGGAUGAGAACAGAAAUUGUGUGGCGGCAGCAGGAGGCCCCAUUAGCUAAAGUGGUGCCUCAGAUUAAGAACAGUUUCAGGUUAAGAACGGUUAAGAAUUAAGUUCUUAACCCGAGGUACCACUGUAUUUGACUGCACUCAACAUCACUGCUUUCCUUCUCUUUCUGAAAACAGGCCUCUCAUCUUCUUGAGGGAGCGGUUACCAUGUUCUGCUUCCUUGCCUGCCUGUUAGUCCUUGUACGAGAAGUGCCAGCCAGGCCAACGAAGGAAACGGGAUCUACAGCUCCUGGAGAUGCGAAAAUCCUUUUCCAGUUGAAGCCGAACACUUGGGAGGAAUAUGUCAACCUCAGUAGCCUGUCCUGCGGGGAUCUGCGUGCCCAGACAUGGACCUCCUUCCGCCUCAGAAAUCAGAGCCUGACUUCUUUCCCUGCCUGCUUGCCUGAGCUUCUGGUGCAUUUGGACUUGAGUGUCAACCUCUUGCCUGAAUUCAACAGCCAGGAGGUGGCUGACUUGCCAAUGUUGCAAUCCCUCUCCCUGAGGCAGAAUAAGAUUCAGCAAGUGACAUGGGAUGCCAGGAACCUCAGCCGCCUCCAGUUCCUGGACCUGAGCUUCAAUUUGCUAUCAGUUGUGCCCGCAUGCAGUGCAUCUGCUCCGCAAAACCUCAAGUGGUUUUCUCUAGCUGGAAAUCCCAUUGUCGAAAUCCAGCCAUUGGCUUUUUCCUGCUAUCCUCAAUUGCGGACCCUGAACCUGUCUUCUACUUGGCUGGGGAAGGAUGGGAAAGAGGGGAUUAAGGAAUCUGCCUUUGCAACCAUCUUCCUGCCUGGGGACGCCACCGAAAAUGCAGGAAGUGAUAUCUACUCGAUGGACCUGAGCGCAACCUAUCUGGAGAGAUGUAAGUACCGAAACCUAAGAGGAAAGCAUCAAGCACCAAACUCUUAGGGUGUGGGGAAAAGAGGAGACAAUGGCUGUAAGGAUUUCAGCUGUUUUGCCAAUGUGGUGAUGGGGAUAAUUUCGAAGAGGGAUGUAACACUAGAACUAAAUUUGAACUGGAAACACAUAAUUUGUAUGCACGUUUAAAGUCUUGACUAUAAAAGUGCAAAAUGAAUGAGGGAAUAGCUCGACUGCGUUUUCCGCUUCUGGACAUUUAUAAAUUUUUAUUUGUGCGUUCACCAAAAUUUCUACGGCAAAAGCUGAAUGCCAUCCCAAAGUAUAUCUAUGAAGAAAUCACAUAUUUAAAAUUAAAAUACAAAUUCACUCUUUGGAUGAAUUUGUUAAGGAAUAUUUGGGCAAAAUUUCAACCCUACUUAGCAUGAAUUCAGUUUUUAAUAGCCCCAGUCCCCAAUGCUCAUGCUACAUUACAUAGAAAGUUUUAAUAUAGUGGUACCUCUGGUUACGAACUGAAUCUGUUCCGGAGGUCCAUCCGUAACCGGAAACCAUUCUUAUCCUGAGGUGCGCUUUUGCUAAUGGUAUCUCCCGCUGCAUGUGCACUAACAUUUCCGCUCGCAUCCUGGGGCAAAGUUCACAACCAGGAGCAGCUACUUCUGGGUUAGCCGAGCUUGUAACCUAGAGUGUGUGCAACCAGAAGCGUCCACAACCAGAGGUACCACUGUAGUUCAAAAUCAAUAGUAGCUAUAGUGACUUGUCAAACCCUCAAAAUAACUCAUGCACAGCAAUCUUAUGGAUAAACACCACACAACUACCUGGCAUCUUUUAUUCUAUUUUAUUUUAAUUUAUGUAAUGUCUUAGCCUACUGUAUGGAAAACACUAAAAGGAAACCCAAACUUGCAACCAACCAAAAAAGAAAUAAAUCAGUAGUCACUCAAUGCCUCCAUGCAUAACAGUGAGAAGUGAGGUUACAGUGGCAGAGGGCCUUCUCGGUAGUGGCGCCUGCCCUGUGGAACGCCCUCCCAUCAGAUGUCAAGGGAAUAAACAACUAUCUGACUUUUCGAAGACAUCUGAAGGCAGCCCUGUUUAUGGAAGUUUUUAAUGUUUGAUGUUUUAUCAUGUUUUUAAUAUUCUGUUGGGAGCCACCCAGAGUCAGAUGGGUGGAGUAUUAACAACAUCUCAUAGGAUGCGCAUCAGGGCCCUUGACAUCCCAGAUUUGGGUAGUCAUGUGACUUGCUUUUACAGAGGGAAAAGUCUCGUUUGAUGGGCUGUAUCAGAGGACAGUCCUCUGUUUGCAAGAGAUUAAGGAACAAACUAACAUUUGGACUACAGAAAAGCAUACAUUUUCAGACUAGGCAACAGUCAUAAAGGAUAACUUCCUGGUGGUGCGGACAUACAAUGUGGGGUAGUCCACACUAGGAUGCAGAGUUGAUCAGCUAGUUUUUUAUUGGAAGAUGAACAAUCAAUGGCAACCAAUUGGAAGACUGGGGGCCUUGAAGCCUGUGAACAGCCUGAAGUGUCUGAACUUGGAGAGUCUCCAUUUUGGAGAGUCAAAAUGGAGAGCUUCCCAGUAAUCUCAUACAGCCUGAAACACCAGUUCUAUUCACAAACAAAUGGCACCAUAGUUCAGAGCACAGAGACAUUCACACACAUUACAUCAAUCUGGAAUAUUUUAUUGUAAUUGUCUUCAUGGUAGGGACAUAGCUAUGAACCAAUAUAUAAGCCCAUAGUAUAUUUCAGAAGACCUCUAUGCAACUUCACCCCGAUACUGAAUUCUGGAACUAAGGACCCAGGAAACAUCUCAGCCUUCAUGUAAUUCUUGCUUCUCUUCAACUCAGCCACUAGAGAAUAUUUGCACACUCACCAAUAUUUGUCAGGAGCAAAACAAGUUGUCUUUAAGAUGUCAUGAAGGCUGCUUGUAUGUCAAAUGGAGUUUCCUCUGUAAUAUGUUUGUUUGUUUGUUUGUCUUCCGCUUGACCCUCAGUGCAUCAGAACUGGACCAAAGAUCUGCCCAGGCUCUCAUUCCUUUAUUUAACAAAAAUGAGCAGGCUGAGAAGCCUUGAUGUCGACACCUUCCUGCAUCUUCCUGAGCUGAUAUUAUUGGACUGCCAAUAUUCCCAUGCCCUCAGUCUGGUGGAAACAGAGUCUUUCACCCACACGCCUCGCAUGGGUUUCCUCAUAUUCCAAAAGUAAGUUUUCCUAUCUCUGAGGAUUCCCCUGACACCAAGCCUCCCUUGUAAGCACAGGUGGACAGUGUUAGGACUUGAAUUCAGUUGUAGGACUGUGGUCUGAUAAGCUGAUAAAUUAUUACAACAUUAAAUGGACUGAUUCUGUAAUGGUGGAAGGGAACAUAGGGGGUAAAAUCACACACACACACACACCACUUUUCAUUACAGAAUUUAAACUGAUGUAGACCUAUAAAGUAGUCAUUUACGAUUCAGUUUUCCUUCUGUAUGCAAAAUGUUUCUGGAGCCAAAAAGUAUUCAAAGAAAACCAAUUAUGGGGAUCUUUUUUGCCCCCAUCAAAUGAAAAGUGUUUGGGUAAGUAUCUUCCAGCAAAAUGUAAUCCAGUAAUGUAAAUUUAAGGGCCCAGGCAAAGUUUGCUUUUUGAAAACAAAAAGACCUUAGGACAAAAACUGUCUAAAAAUAAGAAUAUUGAUUUUUUUGCCACUGUGGUCCCAUUCCCCGCUCUCCUAGCUAAUGUUAAUGUGUUUAAAAUGCCUCUCACAAAAACUAAGACAGAUGCAGAGAAGCAUGCGUGACCACCUUUCUUCUGACUCUACCACAUGGCUUUGUUUGGGGACAUUUUGCUACCUAGAGAUGCAUUGAAAGUUACCGUAUUUUUUGCUCUACAAGACUCACUUUUUCCCUUCUAAAAAGUAAGGGGAAAUGUGUGUGCGUCUUAUGGAGCGAAUGCAGGCUGCGCAGCUAUCCCAGAAGCCAGAACAGCAAGAGGGAUUGCUGCUUUCACUGCGCAGUGAUCCCUCUUGCUGUUCUAGCUUCUGAGAUUCAGAAUAUUUUUUUUCUUGUUUUCCUCCUCCAAAAACUAGGUGCGUCUUGUGGUCUGGUGCGUCUUACAGAGCAAAAAAUACGGUGAUUUCGGGUAGGAAAGCCACCUGUAAAAACGUUUGUUCAGUUAUUUAUUGAACUGGUUUUAAGCUGGUUUGUAUUUUCUGGGUAAGGGGCAAGACUGAACUCUGCAUCCUGAAUGAAAACCAAAUGUUGUUAUGUUUCUAUCAGAAUGAUUUAGGGUUCAUACAUCGUCAGACAUUUUAGAUUUUCUAUUUCUCCGUUUCAAUGGGCAUUCCUACGCAGGUCUUUGAACUGAUCUGUCUCUCUGUGUAUGUGCAUACAUGUGUGUGAGCAUGUGCUGGUCCAAUAGUCUGGCACCUGAGGUAAAAAGAACAAAAUGGCACCAUUUUGAGUGAAGAUCUACAUUAGGAACAAGGAUAGGAGACUAUCAGAGCCUCCUAUUCGUCAAGAGGUUGUUGUAGAAGCGGCAUGGAGUUGAGGCUGCCCAGGAGGUGGCAAAUCCGGCCUCCAAGGAAUGCGCUACAGCUGAAGAAUUCCUUGGAGGCCAGGUCUGCUGCCCUGUGGAUCCUGCCGCCUGAGGCAGUCGCUUCACCUUGCCUCAUAGGUGGGCCAGGCCUGAUGUGGGUUUGAUCUAAUACAUUGUUAGCUGUCUUGGGUGUUUCUGGAAGGGAAGGUGGAAUACAAAUGGAUUAUAAAAAAAUAUUUUAGAAAUAAUCACUGCUCUGGAGAAGGCAGAAACUGCAUGUAAUUUGAUAGAGAGAAUUAGCUAUUAAAACGACGUUGGUUGACCUAGUUUCUCUUAUUCCAGCUGCAAUUUGAGCUCUUUCAGUCCAUGGAAUCUCAGCUCACCGCAAAGCGUAAGGAUCAACCUCUAUGGCAACCCUUUGGUGUGCAGUUGUGAUCUUUCCUGGCUGCUCUCCAAGCCAGACAGAAUACUUCUACAGAGGUAAGGAGAAAUUUAGAAGCUGAUUCAAGGUACGUUGUUGGCAGUCUGUGUUGCUGCUUGUAAACUCCUGCUCUCAUCUAUUUCCUUUUGAUAUAAAAGAAAUGUCUUACUCUAGUGGUGGCAAAGAUAAGACCGAGCAUAUCAUAGAAAUAAGCGCUACAGGUGAAUAAAAAUUGCCUUCCCAAAUCUAUUGUCCUCCAGAUGUUUUGGAAAACACUUAUCAUCUUCCCUCACCAACAUUGGCUAUGCUGGAGUCCACAACAUCUGGAGGAUAGCAAGUUGGGGAAAUGCUGGUUUAUUUAUCUAUUUUUAAAUCUCUCUCUAAUAUAGCCUCAUUUCAGUUUUUGUGGGGCUAGCGCACAUAUUUAAGAGCACCAGCUCUAGGAUACGUGCUCACAUGUCCGUCAGUUUCACUAUAUCUUUCAAGAAAAUGACAUGCAGGCUAAAGUUAUGCACCAGAAAUAUGCACAGUGACUGGAAUAUUGUUGAUGAGAGGAUUACAGUUCUUGGAUUCUAGAAUUAUUACAAUUAGGUUACAUUUCUAAACUGAGUUGUCAGCCUGUGGCUGGCCAACUUGGUAUAAUGGUCUGAAACACUCAUGCACGCAACUCAUACAUAGCCUCAAACUAUGGAUAUAUCUCUGAGUGAUGUUAUAUUGAGGACAAUACUGAUCUCAUUCCACUUCCUAAUGACAACUGUUCUUGUUUCUCAUAUAUUAGGGCAUCAGAAACUUUGUGCUACCCAGAGGCCAAAGAAGCAUCUGGACCUAUGUUGCUGUCCAAGUUCUACAUGGAGUGCCAAAGGCAAAGAAUUUCCAACUUCACUCAAGUCAAGCUUUACGGUACGUCUCCCAGCUUCACGACAGACACCCUUCCAGACUCCAGUACAUUUCCCCAAGAAUGGCCCAGCAGCCCUUCUUCUCCUCAAUGCCCUCAUUUGACUUGGGGAGAUACAGCAAAGGAGGCUCCAACCGAAGCAGACAUUCUUGCCUACAAAGAUAAAACAUUUGGCAGAUCUACAGACGGCCCACCCACCACAGCAGCUCCUUCAAGAACUCUGGGGGAACUCUCUUCUGAUCCAACCCUAGUGAGCAUGACUGAAAUGAAUCAAAGGAAACAUGACACCACAGUAGUGGAUGGUUUUAUUGGCCACGAGGACGAAACAUGGUCCCACUUCGCUCCGCUCAGUCCUACAGCUGAAGAGACAGCGGCAGAUUCUUCUGUGUUGAUCCCACACAAUACGGUAAGGCCAGCUCAGUCUACACCACUGUUGCAAAGCCCCACUAAGGGAGUCCCUCUUCUGAAUCUUGCAACCACUCGUAACAGUCCAAGAUCUUAUGAAGAUUAUUAUGACUACGAUAAGCAGGAGGAGGAAUUUGUGGCUCAGGGCCUUGGGCCUUGUGAUUACGAUCCAUGCAGACACCUCCAAAAGCCUUGCUUUGAUCUCCAGUUAUUGUCUCCUUGCCUGUGCCCGGGGAUCUCUGAUGAAUUCACCAUCCCAGAUCCUCCAAGGCUCCGCGAGAUAUCUGAAAUUAGGGACACGUCAGCAGAGGUCUGCUGGUGUGCCCCAUAUUCAGCGGUAAGAUUCUACCAGCUUGCUUACCGCCCUCAGGACAGCAAGAAUUUCACUGUAUCUGGAGAGAUUUAUGCCACGGCUAGGCGAUACACACUGUACAAUCUCCUGCCUGGCUCAACUUACCAAGUAUGCAUAAUGGCUUCAAACAAGGCAGGAUUGAGCCAGACUGCAGAUUGGAAUGAGCCCAGUUCUCCAUGUGGUUCCUUUAAAACAAAGUCCAGCUACAAAUCUAUCUUUGCCACUUUGUGUGCAACGAGUGGAUUCUUUCUUAUUGCUACCGUCUUGUUGUCAGUGUGUCUCUGCAAAAAGUGUAAAGGACCCCACACGGAGCAUUAUAACACACACCUUGUCUCGUAUAAAAACCCUGCUUUUGAUUACUCCUUAAAAUAAAGGUGAACAGGAUUGGCAAAAAAAAAAAAAAUCUAUUUGAUGGCAUUUGCCUUUUCGUACAGCAAAAGGGAAGAAAACAGUUUAAAAUACCUUUCCUGCUCUGUGAGCUUCUUUCCAGAAUUUAAAUUGUUAUUUGGAUAAGUACAGUAAAUAAAUAGGAGAAGUAGGCAACAGGAAAGUAUUUCUUUGCUUCUGAAAGUGUCUUAAAAAACCAAAGUAAUCAUUACGAAUAUAAAUUUGCAGGGGGGGGGAUUCCACCCCCAUUAUUCCUUCUCCCUGCAGCUCCCUAAAAGAUUGUGGGCAGCAGGGGAGAAAAUCAGCGAAAAGUACCUCCCACUUCCUCCAAUACUGGCCAUGAUCCUGCUAGCAGAAAAUUGAGCCCCAGUCAGAUGCUGCUACCACCUUCUUUAACGUGACUCAUUAGUGGAAUCCUGCCCAUUGUGUCCCUUGCACAAUGCCAUGUUAUGAAUUUCAUUCCUACUUCAGGUUUCAGAACAAAAUAUUGAGCGUGCAAUUUUUCAUCACUAUGUUGGCUUUACAUGGGCUGAAAAGCCUUUUUGCAAGGUUGUUGUUCCUAGCAGCACCCUCUAUUUAUCUGGAACAGCCUGGUUAUGUCAUUAUGAUGUUGUGAUCUGCAGUAUCAAAUAAGUGGUCAGGCUGGAAGCAGGUCAGGCUCUUCACACAGUAGUGAAGAGAGAUAAGGCUAAGUUAAUACUAGCAGCAGGUAGAUUAAUCUACCAGUGAGAUAAAGAUACUAGAAUAAAUGUGUAGAAGCCACAUUAGAAAGCCAAUCCAUCUUCACAUUAUUCCUACCAUAGGAGUUGGAUAACAACUAGCAGCACAAUUAGACACCAAUAGUUGAGUCAUAGAAAAAUUUAUUUUAAAAGUGCAGAGGCACUGACUAUGGACAAGCCUUCACAUCAUUUUUCAGUUCUCUUUAAAACAUUUGAGACAUGUGGUAUCUAUUCUUGUCCAGUUGUAAGAAUGUACCUGAGUGCUUCUACAGUACAUCAUGCUCUAUUUUGUCUUGAUAAACUUAAAAAGCUUCUUUAUCUUCUUACACUGCAACACAACUGGACUGCAGCAUUCUGAGGUUACAUAAACUAUCAAGUAUCUUUUCAAUAUACCUUCUUUAUACAAGUUAGAAUAUAUCAAACAUAUUAAAAUUGUUUUUAUACUCCAUCAAGCCUUUGAUUCCACAAUAAAUUCACUUCUGGUGAGAUAGCAGCAUAAUCCAACAUGCAAAAGUUCAUUUUCAGUUUAUAGAACCUUUUUACAGGUCAUCUUGCUCACCAUAUGCAAAAGACUACAUGCCUAUAGAUGGACUGUGCUCUGACAGGCCAUCAUUUAUCUUCCAUGUCUGAUGUUUUAAAUAGGAAAUUUAAAAACUGCCUCCUACUGUUUUAUUAAAAGAACUAGCAUAUUCAUUUCAUACUAACCACUAAUGCAGAAUACUUGCUUGCUUGAGCUACAGAAGUCCUAGAGAUCACCUGUGACAUUGCCCAGAAUUUUAUUCAUUAUGUCCUAAUCAUGUCUUUUUUCCAUCAGUGGACUUUUCAACAUCCUAUAAGCUAACCACACUGUAAGUCCUUUCUUAGUUUUAACUUCACUACCUUUAUUUUAUUGUGUUUUGUUGAAUAUGGGAAACCAAACUCUUGUACCAUACAGGUAACAAGAGGAGCAUCUGUUCUGGCAAUAUUAGCAGCUCCACCCACUACUUCAUACAUCAAUUUUAGUAAUCCAGUUUUUUAUCUACUAUGCUACACCAACUUUUUUCAUUAUUUCAACACAUUU